ACGAUAAUUCAGAUGUCUACCUUCAUAAUUAUAACGGGUCUAGUGACAUUUAUUCAUGAUGCGAAAUCAAUGAGUGGGAACUGGUAUCUCGAUGAAAAGCUGACCCACAUGCCCCAAGAAUGUAAGCAAUAUCUGGAAAAUCAAUUUCACAAAGAGUGCAGAAAGAUUGGUGGCGAGUUCCAAAGGUUUGAGGUUUGCAAAGUACAAUGUAUGGUAAGAACGAAUAAUUUUGUAAGAAAUGAGUACGUAAGGUUGAAGGAUGGACUUCCUUGCGGACCAUAUGGUGAGAAAUGCAGCUUUGGUCUAUGCCGUGGUCCAUGCGACGUGCAGUUCUUCGAUCCAGUAAAACCAAGAAAUGGUGAAGAUUUUCAUCAAAAUAAAACUGAUUUAUUAUGA
Messenger RNA from Ixodes scapularis (black-legged tick), 396 nucleotides. RefSeq lists its product as uncharacterized. The record is from RefSeq and is a predicted model, not a curated record. Bases 13 to 396 code for a protein of 127 amino acids. The transcript has 4 exons. Lineage: Eukaryota; Metazoa; Arthropoda; Arachnida; Ixodida; Ixodidae.